AUCUACAUCUCGAAAUAGAUCUGUAAAACUUCUUGCACUGACAGACAACUGCAGACAUCAUGCCUAAGAAAGUCAAGAGGUGUAUGCCAAUUAAAACAGAGGAAACAAAAAUCUUUAAGUUCCUCAAGAAACAUUAUAGUGAUUUCCCCCAAUCAGAAUCUGAUGGCACACCUACUAAUAAACUAUGCCUUAAAGGCCACGUCCUGCUUGUUUACUUACAAAACCAAUCUUCACCAGCAAUUACUGUUCGGCAAGUCAGUUCGCUCUUCGGAAUCACAGUUACAAAACUGCAUAUUUUGGAACUCGUUCGCAACUUAAAUAAAUAUAAAUCAAAUCUUUCAAAAAAUUUACCGUUAAUAAAUCAACUUUGUAGUGAAAUUUUUCGCCCAUUGCCUACCGCAACAGCCUCUAAUCCAGACAGUACUAUAAAUAAUGCAACUUCAGUUCCGCAAACCUUAACUGCAGAAGUACCUAGUGCAAGUUCAAAUAGUUCCAUAGAUGGUGAUGACAUGGCUCCAAGAUCACUGAUCCCACCGACAGAAGAAUCAAGUGCGUGUUCAUAUAUUCUCAGAGGAAAUGUUAAGAUGACCCCAAGGGAGAAAACAUUGAAAAGACGCCUCUCUUUGCUAUCCCAGUUUAGAAGGGACGAAAAAUGUAAAUACAGAAAAACAGUCGCAGAUUUAAAAUCCAAAUCUAAUUUUCAGCCAAAAUUGAUCAAAACUCUAAAGCGAACCAUCAGACGCCAACGUGUAAGGAUUACAGCGUUGAAAAAUGAAAUAAAAGAAUUUCGUGUUGAAGCCAGGGUGAAACAGUGCGCCAAAAUGAAACUUUUAUAUUUGAAAGAGAGAAAAAAGAAUCAAGAGCUUUUAAAGCAAUUAAAGAAAAGUCAUUCACAAAAAGAGGUAGCAGAAAGAGAUGAACUUAUUCACUUUCUUCAAAAUGAAAAACUUCUCCUGGAAGAGAGAUUAGAAGAAUUAGAAGAGGACAAAAAUUAGCUCUAAGAAAAACACUAGAAACUAAUGAAAGUUGACUUUGAUUAUAUUCGAUCGUUUAUUUCACUGAGUUCCCACAUCUGGUGUUCUUCCCAUUAUUAAGACAUUUUGUGUUAUAAAGGAGAGCUCAAGUUUCUUAUUCUUUGGUUUUGACUCUACAUUGAGUGGUGGGCCAGCUCAGGACUAUGAGAAACACAUUAGCCUGUCAAUCCAUUGACAAUCUUAUUUCCACAACGCCGAAUUACACAAAUCUUUGCUCCAGAUAAUAGCUGACACUACUAACACUCUUAUCAGCCAUGCAGCACUAUUGCUAUAACGAAUAAGUCAGUCAUGGGACAAGAGAUAGUGAAAUGAGUCUCCCAGCAGUUCUUUUGUAAGUGGGUUCAUGAGGACACAGAAGUCUUGGUAGACAGAAGUGGUCACAUUUAGAGGGUGACCGAAUAAACUGUGAUAUGGAAAGGAAGAUCAUAAAGGCUUUAUUUUCUAUGCAGCAUGGGUCUCUGAGCUGAGUUUCUUUGUAUUCUCUUCAACCUGUGAGGGAGCUCACGUCAACUCCAUUCAUUUCAUAGGGUUACCAGAUGCCUGUGAGGCACUGUGGCUGAGCGGUAAAGCGCUCGGCUUCCAAACCGGGGACCAGGGUUUGAAUCCUGGUGAAGACUGGGAUUUUUAAUUUCGGGAUCUUCGGGCGCCUCUGAGUCCACCCAGCUCAA
This is a messenger RNA of Biomphalaria glabrata, 1702 nucleotides long. RefSeq lists its product as uncharacterized. Lineage: Eukaryota; Metazoa; Mollusca; Gastropoda; Planorbidae. The coding region runs from base 60 to 995 and encodes 311 amino acids. The record is from RefSeq and is a predicted model, not a curated record. The transcript is spliced from 2 exons.